UGGUCAACACAUCUUCCUACACAUUGUUGUGUAAAGAAAAUAGUGCCGACAGUGAUUGGAUUGAAAUACCAUCAAAAGAGUGUGUUCCAGUUUGGCCGAUGCAGACGGGCAAGGAGAUGACAAUGCAAACAAAGGUCAAGGACACAGAUAUAUGUACAAGUCAUUUCCUGUUCAAUAAACCCCAUACUACACUACUCAAACUUGAUAAUGAGUAUGGAGGUAUCAACGUGGAAUGUCAGGAGACAGAAUCUUCCGUAGUAACGACCUUGACAAAUUACAAGACUGGCAUGGCAACCGUCCUAAUUAUAAACCAAACUGACAAGUGCAAUAUUUCAUAUCAACAAAGUGGAUCCGGUAGACCAGUCCAUGUAAUGGGACCUUCAAUGGUAGGCUUGUAUACAUGGGAGGACUCUAUUGGCAAAAGGGAAAUACUUUGGACUUGUGGCGAGAAGAAAGACGUGAAAAAUGAUCUUUCUCAGGAUGGUAUAGGAGAAGUAUUCUUCAAUUCGGACACAAAAGUUUACUGGGUUUCUUUCCUCAAUGGCAUGCAGAGAGUUCUUCUGUUCACUCAUGACCUUGCUCUAGCAACCAUUGCUCAAGAGGCUGGAGAAUUAGAGAGAAUAGAGCAGGAGAUCAACUUAAACAUUCAAGGAAUGGGACUCUCCUUGGUAAACAACUAUAAACAACAAGAGGUGGCCUUCCUUGGAAUAACAAGUUCUGGUAUAAUCUGGGAAGAGAAGAGGAAGAGAUACAAGGCAUUUAACUUGAAGAAUUGUUUGGCCCUGGAGGCAGCAUACCAGAAAUAUGAAACAGAGAAGUUAGGUGGACAUACUCCCCCAGAUAUGUUACGUAUUGACAAAAUGGAGGUUAACUUUAAAGAUAUGAUGAUGUUCAAACCAAAUAAGCGUAUGAUCCGGCGCAGUUUCCAGGACGGUAUCUGGGUACAGUACAAGACGUCCCCACAUCAAGUCCAGUUCCAUGCUAAAAUAAACAGGGUACAGCUGGAUAACCAGGUGGCAGGAUCAGUGUUCCCUACAGUUAUAUCACCGAUGCCACCUCCAAAAUCUGUUGCUGCUGAAAGUGUUCCAAAACCAUUCACAGAGAUCAGUAUGAUGUUGAGGAAACACGAGCAUAGUAAUAUAUCACAAAUGAAAUAUUUUAAGGUGCUAAUACAAGAGAUGCAAGUAAAAGUAGAUCAAGGAUUCCUUAACAAUAUUCUAGACUUGUUCAGUUCUGACCAGGAGGCUUCACGAGAUCAAGAGAAACAACUUAUGGAAGAGGAUAUAGAGAGAACAGAGAAAGAUUUGAUCACGACGAUGGGCGUGUCGUUAGCUAGUGAACAAAAAAUGUUUUAUGAUUAUCUUCAUCUUUCACCUAUAAAGGUACAUCUGAGCUUUUCCCUACAAGGUGGUGGAGGAGGUGACGGUAGACCAACACAGUUACAUUCUAACGUGAUUAAUGUGUUCUUACAAUCUGUGGGCGUCGUCCUCACAGACGUACAGGAUGUUGUCUUCAAACUUGGUUUCUUUGAAAGACAACAUACAUUCUACAACAAUAAAAUGUUGGUUGGUGAAAUGACCACACAUUAUGCUGGACAGGCAAUAAAACAGAUGUAUGUGCUGGUAUUGGGUCUAGAUGUUCUAGGUAAUCCGUUUGGUCUGUUACGUGGUAUGGCAGAGGGUCUAGAAGAUCUUUUCUAUGAACCUUACCAGGGUGCUAUACAAGGUCCAGAGGAAUUUGCUGAAGGUCUAGCUCUAGGAGUGAGAAGCUUGUUUGGACAUGCUGUUGGCGGCGCUGCUGGUGCUGUAUCUAGGAUCACUGGUACCCUAGGUAAAGGUCUGGCGGCUCUAACACUAGAUGACGAGUACCAGAAGAAAAGACGAGAGGCAAUGAACAAAAGACCGGCAAAUGUUGGUGAAGGUUUUGCCCGUGGUGGUAAAGGUCUAGUCAUGGGUGUGUUUGAUGGAGUCACAGGAAUUGUGAGGAAGCCUAUCGAAGGUGCCAAGAAAGAAGGAGUGGAGGGAUUCUUUAAGGGCGUGGGUAAAGGUCUGGUUGGCGUGGUAACCAGACCUACAAGUGGUGUUAUCGACUUUGCUAGCAGCUCUUUUGAAGGAAUUAAGAGGUAA
This is a messenger RNA of Ruditapes philippinarum (Manila clam), 2126 nucleotides long. RefSeq names its product intermembrane lipid transfer protein Vps13-like. NCBI's taxonomy places the organism in Eukaryota, Metazoa, Mollusca, Bivalvia, Venerida, Veneridae. Gene Ontology annotation, cellular component: extrinsic component of membrane. The coding region runs from base 99 to 2126 and encodes 675 amino acids. Gene Ontology annotation, biological process: protein retention in Golgi apparatus; protein targeting to vacuole. The record is from RefSeq and is a predicted model, not a curated record. The transcript is spliced from 18 exons.